AUGUUUAAACUAUUUAUUUUGUCGUUCAAUAAACCUCUCAUAAUACCAAUAAAUCGAAUUUCUCUUAUUUUAGAAAAAUCAAAAGACUGUGAAAUUCGUAGGAUUAAUAGUUUAUGCGUUAGCAAACAGCCGAAACGAGUGUUUAGAUCAUUACCAAAAAAAAUAGGUAUUAAAUUAUUUUUACAAUACAAUUAUAGUCCAAGGCAAUUAUUUUUCCAAAAAUUAAAUUCUAGUAGAAAAUGGACUUCUCUGGAGGAUAAUAUAUUAAUAAGACGAAGCGUUCUCUAUGGAUGGAAAAAUUGGAACUUAAUUGCUCAAGGAUUAUGUAAUAGGUCACCGAUUGAAUGCUUUUAUCGUUGGAGAAAAUUAAAACAUCAAAUAGAUCUACCUGCCAACCAGGAUUUAUUCUUUUCAUCAAAAGAAUUUAAAAUAUUUUUAAAACGAAUUUCAAUAUACGGAAUCGAUUGGAAUAAAAUUGCUACGGGAUUUAAGAAUAAAUCAAUUAUUCAGUGUAAAGAGCUUUAUUAUCGUUUACAAAAAUUUACUAACAAAAAGAAAAGAUUUGGAUCAAUUGAUUAUGUUCAAAUUCAAAAGGUUUUGAAAAAAGCCGAAACUGUAAAACUCAAUUCUAAAAUUCUUAGGCCUAGAAGUGAGUGGACACCUGAAGAUAUUAAAAAACUUAAAAGUAUUGUUAGAAAGCAACCUUUUUAUAAUAUUUCAUGGGGUUUAAUAGCUAAAGAAUUUCCUGGAAAAACAGCUGCAAAAUGUAGUAGAAAAUGGCAAGAUAUCUGGGACGAAAUAGAAAUGAAAAGUCUCAAAGAUGCUAUAGAAAAAUAUGGAGAAGAUUGGGAAACUGUUUCAGAACAAAUAGAUGGAAGGACCCCAUUACAAUGUAAAAAUAAGUGGAAAUCCUUGAAUACGGUUGUGGUUAAACGGAAACCUUUUACAGAAGCUGAAAUUUAUCUUUUAUAUGAAAUAAUGAAAGAUCCACCAUUGAUUAGAAAUAAUCGAACCAAUUGGGUAUAUAUUGCGGAGAAAUAUUUUUCAGAUCGUACCUCUACUCAAAUACAAUAUAAAUGGGUAACAUUAUGUAGAAAAGCUUGGACUAAAGAAGAACAACAAAUUCUUUUACAAAAAUCUGAAGAAUAUGAACAUAUAUUAGAUGAAGAUGAGAAAUGGAUUAACGUAGCAAAACAUAUACCAGGACAUACUCCUAGCGAAUGUCGCAAGAAACGUAAGGAAUUAGAAAUAAAACUUAAAAGUUGGAAAAAACAUGAACAUUUAGAAUUAAUUCUUGCAGUAAAGGAAUAUGGACCACAAUGGAGAUUACUUAGUAAAAAAUUAAAACGACUUCCGAAUCAUAUUGAAAAAGAGUAUAAAAAACUUCAAGAAAGUAAUAUCUGGUUAUAUAAAGAUUUAAUAAAUUAUAGUAAAAAUCCGAAUGAAAAAGAAUUUGUAAAUAAUAAGAAUGAUUCUUCACAUUCUUCACAAGAUAAGUUUGAUUUCCUGAAAACUGGAGACGACGAUGAUGAAUAUUUUAAUACUUCCCAGUGA
This is a messenger RNA of Diversispora eburnea, 1554 nucleotides long. The record is from the annotation of a GenBank genome assembly. Lineage: Eukaryota; Fungi; Glomeromycota; Glomeromycetes; Diversisporales; Diversisporaceae.